ACUCCAGACCGAGUCCAGCCCCACGUGGUUCUGUGUUUGUUUGUCUGGGGAGUUUCGUCUCGAGUCUAAUGGCGUCGGUUCCGUGCGGACUCGGUGAGACAGUGUGAGCGGUGACUGUCUGUGGUGACCGGGGUUUGCUUCUGUCUUUGCUUCUGAUGGAGAAUCCGCUUCCUCGACGGAGCAUCACCUUCCCUGGUGACUUCACCUGGAACAGUGUGUCAGGAUGCAGCGUUGGCCUGAAGCCAGUCCACUUGCAAAGCCUCUCAGAGCUGGAGAGGGUUCGUCUCCAGGAAGUGGCCUUUAGGCGAUUGCUCCGGGAUCGCGACCUCGGCUGCCACAUCACCAUCCCUAAAUGCCACAAGCCCAAGAAGUCACUGAAGAAGAAGUUGGAUUCAUUAUCGAAAGAGAAGAGUAAAGAUAAAGAGACCGCGCCACAGGCGUUUGGCAUUCCGCUGUCGCAGGUCAUUUCAAACGACCGCACGCACAAGCAGAGGCAUGAUCCCCCGCGGGAGGAGCACAGCGACCCCACUGAACUGAUGUUAUCCUUCCUUCACCUCACCUCCAGCCUCAAACGGCCCAACAAAGAGCUCUCCAGCAGCACCUCGUCGCUCAGCUCCAACUCCGAGACCCCUAACGAAUUUCCUCCUCUGAGUGUGCUGGACGCAGCCCCGCGGACUCGCAGGAGGGGUGGAGUGUCUGUAGAUUGCAUCACUGACCUUGAUGAUAACCAGUCUCGGCUCUUGGAGGCCCUCCAGCUGUCUCUGCCAGAAGAGGCAGCUGGCAAAAGGAAGAAGCGCCAUGACAAAAAGCUCAGCCUUAACCCUAUUUACAGACAGGUGCCCAGGGCGCUGGAUCUCUGCUGCCAGCACCUAGAAAAACACGGCCUGCAAACGGUUGGAAUAUUCCGGGUAGGGAGUUCCAAGAAGAGAGUGCGACAGCUUCGUGAGGAGUUUGACCAGGGGUGGGAGGUGAGCCUGGAUGAGGAGCACAGUGUCCACGAUGUUGCUGCGCUGCUGAAAGAAUUCCUCCGAGACAUGCCCGAUCCACUGCUGACCAGAGAACUGUACACGGCCUUCAUCAACACACUGUUGCUGGAUCACUCGGAACAAGAGAGCGCCAUCCAGCUCCUGAUGUUUCUGCUUCCUCCCUGUAACAGUGACACGCUGCUGCGUCUCCUCUGCUUGUUGUCCACUGUGGCUGCACACGCUGAAGACAGCCUGGACAACGAGGGGCAGGAGGUAACAGGAAACAAGAUGACAUCACUCAAUCUGGCGACCAUCUUUGGACCCAACCUCUUGCACAAGCAGAAAAAGGACAAAGAGUUUGCGGUGCAGAGUUUUGCUCGUGCAGAGGAGAGCAUGGCCAUCAUCAGCGUGGUCCAAAGGAUGAUCAAUACAUACCAUUCGCUGUUUAUGGUUCCUGCUGACCUGCAGAAUGAGGUGCUGAUGAGUUUACUGGAAACGGAUCCUGAUGUUGUCGAUUAUUUACUCAGGAGGAAGGCCUCGCACUGCUCAGAUCCAAGCCUUCUCAGAGCAGAAGAGUCCUUCUCUCCGACCGAGCGAUGCUUGUCCAGAGACUCCAAAGCAUGGAGUGGAGAGGUGUCUCCCUACGACAACAACUCUCCUGUCCUGUCAGAUGGACCGCUGUGGAAAUACCCAGAGGACAGGAGUCCGCUCUCAGACAGAGUCCCCAGACUAUCUGCUCAUUCAAAAGACAGAUCUGGCAGCACCUCUCCGACACUUUCUAAAGCGGCCUCAUCUAUUUCUGGCAACGACAGUUUCUGGGACACCUGGCACGAGCUGUUAAACAAAGAUGUCAGUGGCCGUCACGUCACUGGCUCCCUUGGAGACAUGUCGGAGUGUGAGUCGUAUGGAUCAUCAGAGGGGCUGAGCAGUCACCAAGGUAACCACAAGUUGCCUGUCGGACCAACUCACAGCUCAUUGGGUGUGCUGGAUUGCAGACCACACCUCCCGGUGACUCGCAGCAGCAGCAGCGGUCCUCCUGACCGGCUGGGACACAGACGACCGGGAUCGUCGUUACAUCAAGGACUGAGCAGCCAAUCAGGAGCCAUUAGCUCAGACGACUUAGCGGCAAGGACAGGACUCCCUUCAUGUCCGUUGUUAAAGGUCAGAGUGGGGCGUUUGUCUCCCCUCGACUACUCUGGACCUCUGAGGGAGACCCAUAUAUCUCACUCCACACCCUCUCUCUUCACGUGUCCGUCUGACCCUCAAACAGCCCAACAGUCCCAGCACAGCUCUGCUUCCCAGACUGGAGAUAUGACAGACGCCUCCGGACGUGGACGACGAAAGUCGAGCAGGCCAAACUGGCAGACAGAGAGGUGGCAUAUAUGGCAGAUACUGUCAAAGGAAAAUUCAGAGGCUCUGCCAGAAACCUUGGUGUGACGCACACGUUGACUCUGAACCAUAGUGAAGAUAAAAUGUAGAUAUUUUGUCACAUCACAAGAUACUGACAUGGUUCUAUUUAUCUAUAAUUUCAGCACCAGUUCACGUUUUUAUCUUUUAUAGGCUCAUAGAACUUUGCACCGACUUUCUUUUUAGUUGUUACUUCAUGAAAUUUUUAUUUCAUAUGUAAUUUUUCAGCUUUUUUAUUUCUCAUGUAACCACAAACAUAGAUGAAAAACUUGUAUUAGACUCAAAUGUUUUCCCCUGAUUUGAAGCCAUGAAUGUUUUGUAAUGCUGAAUGUAAAUAUAUAACUGUUUGUGUACAGUUUGUUUCUGAUAUGUUUUCAAUCCACUUUAAUAUUUUUUUUUGCUUUAGGAUCCAAUUGUAAUGUUCUUAGUUGUGGAAAUUCUGCAGCCUAUUUACCAUCUAAGGCGUUAUUUAUUUCAUUCAGUAAUCUGAAACUAGAGAUAUAUAUUAAUCUAUAUAUUUUAGAAUGCACUAUAUUUAUAUUAUAUUUCUAGAUUUCCCAAAAAAUAUGUUAAUUGUCACAUUUAAGCACUCGUUUUCUCUUCAUACUCUUCUGUACUUGUUCUGCGAUGCAGAGAUCAUCUGUAAAUUGACAUUACUUAGUUAUUUAAUGCUCAUUCUUUUCUCCAGCCGCCACUUAAUACAUCAACUGUGAUUUGUUUCUCAUUUUCCCCCUUAAACUAAUAUCAGCCUCUCCCGUGUGAUACAUUGAAAUGAAAUGGAAACUAAAGCACUUAAAGUGAUUUGUUAUCGUUAUUAUUUUUUUUUAAAUCAUUGUCUUGGGUUUUUUUUGGCCUGGAUACAAAGGACUCAACUGAUGUUGAUAUUAAUCUCAAUUUGUUUAAGCUCCUACACCAUAGCCACAUUCCAAGUUUAGCAACAAUUCAACAUGCCGUUGUGAUGAGGUAUGAGAUACUCAACACUCGUAAUUCAUACGAACCCUCUAUUCCUUCAGACUGGA
This is a messenger RNA of Paralichthys olivaceus (Japanese flounder), 3391 nucleotides long. Its product is annotated as rho GTPase-activating protein 6-like. The record is from RefSeq and is a predicted model, not a curated record. Gene Ontology annotation, biological process: signal transduction. NCBI's taxonomy places the organism in Eukaryota, Metazoa, Chordata, Actinopteri, Pleuronectiformes, Paralichthyidae.